Molecule: messenger RNA, 4355 nt
Organism: Jaminaea rosea
Lineage: Eukaryota; Fungi; Basidiomycota; Exobasidiomycetes; Microstromatales
Exons: 1
Coding region: 496-4116 (1206 amino acids)
Biological process (GO): regulation of DNA-templated transcription
Cellular component (GO): nucleus
Molecular function (GO): DNA-binding transcription factor activity, RNA polymerase II-specific; transcription cis-regulatory region binding
Source: RefSeq, a predicted model, not a curated record
GUCAUCUACGUCUUGGCCAGUCUUGACGACGCGCGAGUGGAUGAGCUGCCGCCUCCCGCUCCUUGACGCGCGGGUUGGCACGGCUUACCUAAGCAAAUGUCAGGACGCGGCUCAGACGCGCCCGACCCAUUUGACGGGCCCAGACAGGACACAACCCACACACGCCUCUUAGCUGUCCAAGGUCCCUCUCACCCACCACUCGACACCCAUCUCUCACACAUAUCUAUUAAGAAGAGGCUGCUGAACAAUAGCGUCAUCGCUCGUCGGCCUUCCUACUCCAUCGCCAUCAUCAUCAUCAUCAUCGCCCUGAAGCAACCACAACAGACUCGGCCACCACCAACACCACCCUCCUUUUUCCUUGAUCCCUAACCUCACCCCUUCGCCGACUCAUGCCAGCGCGCUGACGAGCCCUUGCAACUCCAAUUGAGGUAAGAUCGCACCUCCCGUACCCCUCUCCCGCCUCCAACCCCUCCAAAAUUUCCUCUCGCCGCGUCAAUGGCUGGCACGCUUGCCGCCACGCCAUCGCGUGCCGACGCGGGAACAUCACGGCCUCACCUCAAUGGAGGCAAUAGCGGAGAAGGUCGACACGCUGCUACUCACCUCUCGACAAUCGCCUCACGCCGCGACGAGGAGAACAAUCCGCCAUCAGACGACAGCAUCUCAGCAUACAUCAAUCAUUCGACUUCCUCGCCCCUCGAUGCCGGGUCUCGCCCCAGUCAGGAGGCAAAGGCACAGGAUGAAGAUGCACGCGUCCCUUCUUCCCCUUCACCCACACCAGCAGACGAUGAAGACGUCGCUGCAGCUUCGGGAAUGCUGAGCUUGCGUGCAUCUCAGGACUCGAGCGCGUCAAGACCAGCUCGUGUCUUGAGCGAUGCAUGGCGCCUCCCUCCUCCGGACUCGACUGCUGCACACCAAGACGCCUUUGGUACCGGACGACCCUCUGACUUCUUUAUUCACCGCGACGACGACGACAAUAAUGUGCCUACUUCGAUGAGACUGGGAGCGAGAGAUGCGGUACUGUAUGGUCUCGGUGCCUCAUCACCCGCCUCGCAUCUCCCAAGAAGUGGUUCCGGGGCUCACCCGCACAGAGAUCGAGAGUCAACCACAGUUGCAGAAGAGGGAGAAGGCGAAGGCGAAGACGAAGACGAAGAGCUCGACGAACUUCAAGACCCCAACGCGUCACAAAGCUUUGACUCUUCACGCGGCGAUGAUGACGACUCGCGCGAGUACGAUACCUCGACUGGUCCUGAUGGCAAGCCAAAAAAGCGUCGCAGGAGAACCAAGAAGGAAGAGGCAGACGUUCUAGUCAGCGUCUACGCGCAGACAGCUUUCCCCGAUUCAGCGACGCGUCAGAGGUUGGCGUCACAGCUCGGUAUGACGACGAGGGCUAUCUCCAUUUGGUUCCAGAAUCGUAGGCAGGCAGAGAGGAAGCGGGCCAGUCGUUUUGGGCCAGCCUACUCUGCCGCAGAGAUCCUUGUGUCGUCACAGUCGUCUAACACUACGGCACCGUCGCGAUCGAUAAGCUUGGGGUCGGGACAUCACACGCUGCAAAGGUGGCCUAGUCUCGAUGCUAUCGCAGCAAGCCAAGGGACCGAGUCACGCGCAGAGAGUCCCGCUAGCGAGCACGAUGGUCAAGGACUGGCUAGCUUACGGGAUCCUUCCGCCUCCUUUGAGGUCCACGAGGACAAAGAGAACAUCUCGCUGCCAUCGACACAAUCUGCGCCUACUGCUGUCGAGCGCAAAGGUGACCGUCAACGGCUGCGCGACAUCCGUGACCUGGUCUUCGGCCUCGACGCCCUCAAGCCGCCGCAGUGCGAAGGCACCGACACCACUGAAGGAGACGAAAACGACGCGUCUGUGCUCGAUACCACUCGUGCCAACUUUGCCGGACGCUCCCCUUGGGGCCGCAGUGUCAGCUCAAGUGCGGCUCUUUGUCGCCCAAGCAUGGAACAAGUCGUCGGUCGCUCUCGUGCUCGUCACCAUCACUCCCCCCAUCACCGCCACGGCAGCGGAGCUAAGGCUAAUCUGCUCCGCUUUAUGUCCCUCUCCACAUCAAGACGAGGCCGUGCUUCGCUGGACGGUCAAGCUUCUCCACCUGCAAAGCGACCCUUCUUACGCAGUUUAUCGGAACGGGGCAAGCAGCUACCCCCAACACUGGCCAAGGCGAUCCACCUGUCCGAGAGGGCAGAGGAGCACAGCGCGGCAUUGCACGAGCAGAGGGAAGAGCAACGCGACCUCCUGGCCAAGAUGAGCAGCAGUAGCUCAAUGAGCUCCGGCGAAGAGGGUGCAGCAACCAGGCUACCCAUCUGCGGCGAGGAGGAGGACGAAGAGCAGACGCUCCGUCGUGCAGCUAACCGUCGACUCGUGAAAGCUCAAGCAGCAGGCAAGGAGCUCCCUGACCGCUCUGACGCUAUCAACUCGCUGCGCUCUCGCCCUUGGGCACGCUCCAUCUCUGGACCUGUGUGCGGGGCUGCUACGCUCGAUUUGGCUGCGGGCCGUGACCGUACUAAGCCGAGUCCACUCGCCUUUGUGCAACGACCCCAGUCUCCGCCGGUGCAGAGUCAGCAGGACAUGUUUGCCCUGCCCAAUGCUGUGGUGAAGAAGCAGCCAACCCAGUCGAAGGCCGGCAAGAAGCGUAAGUCAGAUGAGGGGCCGAGGAGCGUUGGGGGAUCGGGCAAGAAGAACCAACUUGCAGGGCAGGACGCCUCACUCGUUUCUGCUGCCUCUUUGGGCCAAGAGAACCUCCCACCGACCCCACUCCCGCAUCAGCAAUACCACCCCCACGCAUCUCCUUCCCCUCGCCAUUUCGGCGCCACGGGCACGCCUCACCUAGUCAAACAACACUCCUUCGUCAGCCCUAAAGGUCUUCCAAGCUUCGGUACGCCCCGCAGCGAGCUAGGUAAAUCACGAUCGUUCGGUCGCUCGAUCUCGGCGCAAUCCACUUUGCCUUCGCAGCUCGGUGGCAUAACAGAGGAAUCCCCCUCCUCGGCUCGCAACGGUGCACCGUCCUCAUCGUGGGCUCCGUCUAGCAUGGGGGGUGUAUCGCUUUACUCCACAAAUGGAACUAGCGCCACACCUGCUAGCCACUUGCAUCGUCCCUCAAUGCAAGGAUCGGCAAGUCGGGAGAUGACGCCUCGUAGUCUUGCGUUUGCGCUUGGUUUGGCACACGCCACGCCUGGUGCCGGUCAUGGCAGUAACAGCAACGGCGUCAGCGGCGCUGGAGGUGCUGGCGGGCUCGGUUCCCUCUUCAUGAGCUCCUCGCGCUACUCUACCAGUCGCUACCUCGCGUCGAGCUCGCGAGACUCGAUCGCCGCCGCAGGAGGGAUGCCAGGCAGUGUUCGUGCCAGUGGAGGUGCAGCAGGCGGGAUAGGAGCAGCGGCUGGUGCGCCGUAUAGUCCGCUCGCGCGAGGAAGGCAGGGAGCCAUGCUGUACGCGGCGCCUACGCCUCGUACUGGCGCAGACACUCCCGCUCGUCAUCACUCCAGUGGCCAGCCUAUGUCAGCCAUCGGAGGUGAGAAGCGCAACUCCUCCUCCAGCGGGAGCAGUAACGGCAGCCGGGGCAGCAGCGAGGAUCAAGAACAGCGAAACAAGGCCGAUCCACAGACCGCUGCACCGCCCUCCUCCACCCCUCGUACGGGCGGGCGUGUGCCAUUCAGCAAGGUACACUCCCAGCCUAGCAUGCCUCCUCCGCCUCUCUUCUCCGCCAAUGGCACACAGAGCUCCUCUCAGCCGCAACGUAGGGUACAGCGUCUCCCCUCGCUUUCUACUCUUGCGACCGCGGCCGGUGAUACCGAGAUGAACAAGGAGAACGAGAGCGGCCUCACGGGACCAUCUCCCGGUCUCCUCCCCCUCGGGGCACUCAAGUCCCGUACCAGCAAUGCAGCGUCUAAACACCCUAGGCAGGAAGACGUUGGUGAUGACUCUGGCUUUGCUGCCCCUCUGUCGAGCGCGUCCGACAACGAAGACGACGGUGAGGGUCAACAGCGCUAUCAGAAAGCUGGGAAGGUGGUGCUACAGAGCAGUGCAAACGGGAACGGGAGCGGUGGAAGUCCAACGAGGCAGAGACAACAUGAUGCUGCGCAGGUAUUGUUGGGGUUGGCAGGGGAGGGAAGGUGAUGCGCUGGACUAGCAGGUACGUGAGAGGGCGGCAAGCAGUGUGCUACUCAAAGAUGGGACCGAAAGGCGAGACUUGGCAGAAAAGAAGAGGAUAUCACUUAAAUUUCGAUGGGGAUCAAGAUCGGGAGGAAGGGGGCUGAGCACCAUCGACAUCAAUCGACGUCGUGUCGGACCAUAUAUGUCUUGAGUGAUCGCUCGUCAUUAUUCAAUGCAAUGAAAUGCCAUCAGCUACACUUGCC